AUGUCGCGCGCCGCGCGCGCCGCGGGGCGACGCCGCGCGCGCGGGACGAGCUCCGCGCGCGGGGUGUUGGGCGCGAUGGUGUUGGCCGUCCUCGCCGCGUGCGCGUCGACGGCGCACGGCGCGCGACACGCUCGAGGGCUUCGCGGUUCGGGCGCGGCGAAAGAGUCGAAAACGGUGGCGACGCAGGCGCGCUUGACGUGGGGUGAUCUCAAGCGAGCGCGUGAGCGAUCGAUGGAUGAGUACGUCGCCACGCUCGCCGCGGCGGACGGACCGUUGACGUGCUCCGCUGACUGCGCGCGGUUCACCAAGCAGCAUAAGGUGUGCGAACGACGUGUGGGAUGUAACCUCGUUGACUCUAACUCGGCCAAAGCGCAUGCUGGAAAGGUGUGCGAAGCGAAACCAGAGAUUGAAACCAACAAGCCGUGCCCGCGUGAUAAGUUGGAUGAGCAAUACGUCAAAUCUCGAAACGGUCAAUCGAACGAAAAUGACAUGUACGCCGACGAUACUGGGCUCCAAGGUUGCCAAAAAACGUGCGAAGCCAACGGCGGACUCGCCGAAGACGCGUGCAGGUCUACGACCGGUUGCAAGUGGGUCCCUAACGCGGUUCCUUACGGGCAAUGCUGGAGCCAAGUCGGUCCGAACGCGUGCGACUCCAAGGUGAAGGAGGACACUUGUAUUUUCGAGUGCAUGAUGCUCUCGCAUCAAAAGAAGGCCUGCUCGGGCCGACUGGGCUGCCGUCUCGUGGAGCACAAGGACAGCGACAGCGACGAUGCUCAAGACUGGCACUGCGAAGCCGUGGACAACUUCCCAGCCGACGCGCAGUGCCCGAAGUCCAAAGCGGCGCUCGAUAAAUUACUUGCCGGAGGCUCGCCCACAGCGCCGACAUCCCCCGAAGCGACGCCGACGCCUGAGCCGACGCCUGAGCCGACGCCUGAGCCAACGCCGACGCCUGAGCCAACGCCUGAGCCAACGCCCGAGCCAACGCCGACGCCUGAGCCAACGCCAACGCCUGAGCCAACGCCGACGCCUGAGCCAACGCCGACGCCUGAGCCAACGCCGACGCCUGAGCCAACGCCAGAGCCAACACCGACGCCUGAGCCAACGCCUGAGCCAACGCCGACGCCUGAGCCAACGCCUGAGCCAUCGCCGACGCCUGAGCCAACGUCUGAGCCAACGCCUGAGCCAACGUCUGAGCCAACACCUGAGCCAACGCCGACGCCUGAGCCAACACCGACGCCUGAGCCAACGUCUGAGCCAACGCCUGAGCCAACGUCUGAGCCAACACCUGAGCCAACGCCGACGCCUGAGCCAACACCGACGCCUGAGCCAACGUCUGAGCCAACGCCGACGCCUGAGCCAACGCCGACGCCUGAGCCAACGCCUGAGCCAGCGCCAGCCCCUGAAUCUACGCUCGGGGGUGCGUUUUCGAGACUUGGACUGUCGCGUGAGACAUCCGCGAUGCCAUCUACGAUGACUGUUUUUGCCGUUUUCGGCGCCGUUGUCGCGGCUGCUGCGUAUCACAACGCACAACGUCGGCGAUACGGAGAAUACGAACCACUUCUUCGCGACACUUCUUACGGUGCCUGUCCUUAG
This is a messenger RNA of Ostreococcus tauri, 1593 nucleotides long. RefSeq names its product unnamed product. The transcript has a single exon. The coding region runs from base 1 to 1593 and encodes 530 amino acids. The record is from RefSeq and is a predicted model, not a curated record. NCBI's taxonomy places the organism in Eukaryota, Viridiplantae, Chlorophyta, Mamiellophyceae, Mamiellales, Bathycoccaceae.